GAGAUAGUCAGCCACCGUUUGCCAGUACAGUAGAGUAAUUUGAGCUGCUGGAACGUAUGUACGUGAAGCGCGCUUGCAACGGGUCUACGGGGCAGGUUACUUGCUAUACGAUUUUUUUUUUUUUGUACUUUUGGGGUCCAACUCGUUAAACAUAUUCGAUUUGUAGUCGUCGCGAAGGUAAUAACGGUAGAACCCCGAUUGAAAAAGGGAUGCUGAAGAAUUUUCGUAGACGGAACUAACGAAAAAGUUCCGUGGCGCCAUCGAGUGUAGGGAAAAAAAAAAUCGUGAAAAUCGCGAACUGUGCGUUUUCUUUUUGUUUUAAAUUUAACGGUCGUAGAGGCAUUCAAAUUAGUUGAAAAAUUCAAUAGUGCCAAUUUACUGAGUGAAACUUGGAAAAAGAGCAGAAUUUUUAAUAAAAAUGAAACCGAAUAAAACUAACAAGAAUAGAAGUAAUUCCACGAAAUAAAGCAAAACUGGUUGUUACACUGAAAUGCUGACACAGCGCUUACGGACUUUGUGAAUGUUCAAUAAGAAACCAAUACCAAUACCAAUACCAAUGCAUCAACAACAAAAAACACACAAAGAAAACGCUACAACAACAACAACAACAACAACAACACAACACAGAGCCAACAACAGACGUAUCGUUACGAAAACCGGACUUGAAACGACUGAAAUUCCAAUGUUGACAGAAACAAACUUAAAAAAAAAAACUUAAAUGAAUAAAUAAAAAACGAAAUAGUAAAAGAAAAAGUAUGCGACAAAUACAAAAUAAAUAAAUCGACUAAGUAAAAACAAAAACAAAAUGUGAUGUAUUCAAAUUAAAGCAACAGAAUAAACGAUCAAAAGCUUAACCACCACAAAUCAAUACUACAGCAAUUUUAAGCCGACAAAACAGACAAAAAAAGUAAAUAAAAAAUAAAUAAAAAUCAAAAAGUUGCUAAAACCCCCAAAGCCCAACAACAACAAUAGCUUAAUAGUUUUAAGUGCAGCUACACCUAGAAAAUCAACACAACACACACAAAAAAAGUGGAAGGCCAAAAAAUUCUACACAAUUAGAUUUACAAAUUUCAAAAGAAAACAAAAAAACAGCUGAAAAUCGCAAACAAAGCAGUAAAAAAAUAAGAUUACUAUUGAGAAAAACUCCAGCGGCCAAAUCUGUCAACCCUUAACAACUGGAUACAAAACACACAAGCAUACACCUACUCCAGGAAAUGUUUCAGCCUUCAAACACCCAACCCACACACAAUAGCACCCAAUUAGCCAAAUUGUUACUAAUUCCGCGGGGAUACUUAAUUAAUGGCUGUUUAAUAAAACCAUAAACGACAGUACGAUGCAAUAAUAAUACAUGAAAUAAGAAUGAAAAGAAGAAAGCAAAGAUACAAAGCCACACACAACUAUGUAUGUACUUAAUAAAAAAAGCCAAAGUACAGAAAGCUUGAUCAAUUUGUGAUAUGAAGGUGUGAGAUCAACCAACGUAACAAAUCAACACAGAAUAAAAUUUGUUAGAAAAUUUCAACAAUUCAAUAACCGGUCGAUUAACAACAACAGCAACAAGGCGUUUAAGCAGCGAAAUUUUUGAAAUUUUAACGGCCAGUCAGUCGGCAAGCAACAACCCUCCGAGUAAGCGCAGGCAUUCGCACAGCGCUUGAGCGGCAGUAAAACAAACAACCGAGAGGCGCAAGCAAGCCAGCAAUAGUGAGUCAGUAAGUCGACCAAGUGAGCGAGCACAACGACCAGCCGGAAAGGACGCUAACAAGGAGGAAGGAAGGAAGGAAGGCAACUGCAGCAGCGGCAGCGCACAAUUCAACUUCGCUAUGGGAAAUUCAUCGUCACACACACACGAACCACUGGAGCGCGGCUUCACACGCGGAAAAUUUGGUGAUGUUAAAAAUGGGAAAUCGGCAUCAUUUCGCUUUAGCAAGAAAUCACCAAAGAAAAUGGAUCGCUUGCGUCGAUCCUUUCGCGAUUCGUUUCGUCGUCGGAAGGACCGUGUGCCCGAAUCAUCGAAACCGCAUCAAUGGCAGGCCGACGAGGAGGCAGUACGUUCGGCGACCUGUUCGUUUGCGGUGAAAUAUUUGGGUUGCGUUGAGGUAUUCGAGUCGCGCGGUAUGCAAGUUUGCGAGGAGGCCCUAAAAGUAUUGCGGAAUUCGCGCCGUCGACCCAUACGCGGCGUGCUGCACGUUAGCGGCGAUGGACUGCGCGUCGUGGACGAUGAGACAAAGGGCCUCAUUGUCGAUCAGACCAUCGAGAAAGUGAGCUUCUGCGCCCCAGAUCGUAACCACGAGCGCGGUUUCAGCUACAUUUGUCGCGAUGGCACUACGCGUCGUUGGAUGUGUCAUGGUUUCUUGGCGUGCAAAGAGCUCGGCGAACGUCUCUCACAUGCCGUGGGUUGUGCUUUUGCCGUCUGUUUGGAGCGCAAGCAACGUCGCGAUAAGGAAUGUGGUGUCACCAUGACGUUCGAUGUUAAGAAUUCGACAUUUACGCGUACCGGUUCGUUUCGCCAGCAAACUCUGACCGAGCGUUUGGCGCAAGGUGAAACACCCUCGGCUGUUGUGCCGCCACAGCCAAAACCCUAUAAUCCCUUCGCCAUUGAGCGUCCACACGCCACACCUUCAAUGCUAGAGCGACAGGGUUCGUUCCGUGCAUUCAGCACCAUCGGUAGUCAGUCACCUUUCAAGCGGCAGAUGUCACUGCGCAUCAACGAUCUUCCGUCCAACACAGAACGACAGAAGGCAUUUUUGGCAGCUGCUAAUGGCGGUUCACUUGCCGCUGCGUUAGCCACACCAAAUCGUAGUGUUUCACCCAUACCCGAGAUCUCACCAGCUAAGAUGGGCGGCGGCAUCGCAGAUUUAGAUAAUGGCAUCGCCACCAUCGACACGGUCAGCCAAUUGUGUCAGGAGCUCAGUCAGGGUUUGUCGUUGCUCAGCCAAACUGAUGCAAUGAUUGCUGCUGGCGAUGAUCUCAAUUUCAAUAACAAUUUGAGCAUUAAUCAGAAUAUCAUUGCCGCGGAAAAGACGCAACAACAACAGAAGGGAAUCUCCACACCAACUGGAUUGUCGGCAACUGCCAGCAAUAACAGCAUCGCAGCUGCCGCCGCCGGCGCCAGUAUUAGAAUGUACGAAUACGCCGAGGGCGCAGUGAGUAGCGGUUCAAUUGUGGGCGCCACCACCACCACACCUACGGCACAAGUAGCGCCACGCGUCUCCUCGGUGUCGCCAAUAUCCACAAAUUCGCCCGUACAUACGCCUACAACACCAACGUUGACUAUGACACCGCCACCGCCACCAACAACUGUACGUCCAGUGGAGGUGGUAGCACCACUGCCCAAUGCUGAUCAGUGGCUAGGCGAAGUGGUGAAGAAGACAUCGCCUGCGGUUAUCAAACGUGCGCCACGCUUGCUCAACUCAACAGGACGCACUCAGUCAAUGAGCGCCGCACCGCCAUUAGGUGUCGACCCCUUCGAUGCCGAAUGGGUAGCCGGUGUAACAAAACCACUCUCACCCGAUCUGCCAGUGGCACCCACAACGCCAGUGGGAGAGAUAGUAGUAACACCCACUUUAAGCAGUACAGCUGCCCCACUACACAGUACCAAUCCAUUCAUUUCACCGCCGAAGGUACCGGCGCAAACAUUCCAGGUGCAACUGUAGACGACGGCGAAAGAGGAAGUGGGAAGUCCUCAUGCUACUUAAUUGAGAGGAGGAGGAGGAGGAGGAGCGCGAGAAAGAGACGGUAUGUGGCAUGUGUGUUGUGUGCGACUUGCGUACGAGCGAAAAAAGCUAAGCAACUCAGUAGCUGCAAAGUUGGAGUGGAGAGCCAGAGGAUUAAAGCACAAUGGGCGCUUUAGCUGCAUUGGUGGGCAGAGUUGACGCACUCACAGCCGCGUCACUUUCGCGAAUCUGCUAUGAAACGAAUGUAGACUAAUUCUGCUGGGCUCUUCUUCGAGCAAAGAGUUGAGUAGCUGCUUGUGAACAUCUCUGUGUUACUUUUAUUUACAUUUCCAACACCUAAAAGUAUGCAAUGUUUGAGCGCGUUUUAUAUUAACUUUUCGGACCAGAAUGCAUGUAACAAGAAGAGAGUAUACUUUGGAAAGGACUCGUAAGGAAACAAUGUAAAAACAGAAAAUGGUGUGACCUUUAGUGAUAGAAAUAGAAGAGCUUAUUUAGCACACGACGCGAGGUUCUGUAUAUUAGCGCGAGUAAAUUUUUUGACUUUACGUGUAUAUGUAGCAUAGUGCGAUUCUACGCAUAUUUCUAACAAAAUUUGCUGAAGAAACCAUGGAUCUAAAAUCAAUUUGAAAUUUUCACUGUUGCUCCCUUUUGCGGAAGUUUAAAGAAAACGAUAAGUGCAGAGAUGGAUUCCUUACAGAAUUUUUUUAUACAAAAUUUUAAGAAACAAAAUGCUAAGAAACUUAUUUUCGCAUUUUUCUAAACUCCAAAUUGAUUUUAGGCCUAUGGUUUCUUCGGCAAAUUUGCUUAGAAUCAAACGUAGAAUCGUUCUGUGCUAUACGUGCAUAGCCGAAAAAAUCUCCCAUACAAAUUGACCCGCCCUAAUGUAGAUAUAUUAAGUGCUGUACACUGCGCGUACACUGCGAGGAAAUUAUUUUGUUGUCAAGUAGCGAGCUUUAAGGUCAUUUGUUGAGAUGACAGCUGUUGAAUCCACCACUUUUUCACUAGUUAGAGACUAGUUGCAAGGUGUCGAAGUUGCAGUAAGCUUUUGAAAAAUUGCUGGUUUUGCUAAAAUUUAAACUAGAAACAAAUUUACCUUUUUUCACUAGUUCCGGUUAAAAAUUAAACAGUUCUCUAAAGACUGGUUAAAUUCGAUUAAUCAAAUUUGUUUAUAAAAGUUCAGAUGUGAAACCGGAAGAAACUACCUACGUUUUC
Messenger RNA from Rhagoletis pomonella (apple maggot), 4883 nucleotides. It is a transcript of the gene numb, whose product is annotated as protein numb. The transcript is spliced from 4 exons. Lineage: Eukaryota; Metazoa; Arthropoda; Insecta; Diptera; Tephritidae. The record is from RefSeq and is a predicted model, not a curated record. The coding region runs from base 1818 to 3650 and encodes 610 amino acids.